Molecule: messenger RNA, 573 nt
Organism: Brachypodium distachyon (stiff brome)
Lineage: Eukaryota; Viridiplantae; Streptophyta; Magnoliopsida; Poales; Poaceae
Exons: 1
Coding region: 1-573 (190 amino acids)
Biological process (GO): SCF-dependent proteasomal ubiquitin-dependent protein catabolic process
Molecular function (GO): ubiquitin-protein transferase activity; protein binding
Source: RefSeq, a predicted model, not a curated record
AUGUCGACGCCCCCGCCCCUCAAGAAGAUGCACUACGCAGACGGCGAGGUCCACCUCGACGAGGGCGUCGUGGGCGAGAUCCUGCUGCGGCUGCCGGCGGCGUCGCUCCUCCGCUGCCGCGCCGUCUGCACGGCCUGGCGCCGCCUCGCCGACUCCCCGGAGUUCCUCGCGGCGCACGCGCGCCACCGCCCGGUCGAGAUCCUCCUGUACAAGAGGUUCGAGGUCGGGCCCGACGGCGUCCGUCGCCAGGCCCUCUACGGCCGCGGCGACGAGGUGCACCUGGACGCGCUGGCCGUCGUCCCCGGCUCCGGCAGCCAUCGGCGCCGGCGGCUCGCGCGCUACCCGGUGGUAGACAAGAACCCCGAGUACUUGUCCAGGCCCUAUUGCUCCCUGGUCGCCUCCUGCGACGGCCUCCUCCUCCUCGGCCGCGGCGCCGGCUCCGGCCUGAGGCCGUACGACCCGUACCUCGUCUGCAACCCGGCCACGCGGCAGUGGACCCAGCUCCCGCGCCUGACCGCCGCCGCCGGCGAGCAGCCGCUUGGGAUCGUCCCCGCCCACCUCGAGGUCCGGUAG